ACAAACAAAACUUGGAUAUAGCUCUAAUCCAAGAACCGUGGGUACGUGACAGAGUCAUUGAGGGACUCCAAGAUGUUAAUGUUCACUACCACCGAUCUCGUUGCGAUCUGGACCAAGGUGCCAACAGACAAAGGCGAGCACGAGGUAAUCAUUGCCUCUGCCUACCUUCCAGGAGAUGAGGAAACUGCUCCAACAAGGGAACUUGUAGCCCUAGUCAACUACUGCAAGGAGAACCACCUACGCUGGAUAAUAGGAUGCGAUGCGAAUGCCCAUCAUACGAUAUGGGGCAGCACAAACAUCAAUGCGAGAGGUGAGUGCCUUCUUGAAUUCUUACUUAGAUAUAAUGUAUCAAUAGUAAACCGAGGCAAUGAACCAACAUUUAGGAAAGCAAUAAGGGAGGAAGUACUUGAUCUUACCCUAUGCAGUCCAAAUGUACUAUCAGAAGUCUCAAAUUGGCAUGUGUCCGGGGAAGCAUCAAUGUCGGACCACAGUCUUAUCAGGUUUGACUUAGGUGCUACCUUACCGCACAUAACAAUUUACAGAAAUCCAAGGAAUAUAAAUUGGAAUGUCUUUCACUUUAACUUAGAACAAAGUGCUAACUACUCUAAGCAUCACCUGGUGCUUAAAUCUGAGCUUGAGAUGGAGGCAAAUGAACUCCACUCAAACAUUACGUCUGCAUUUCAUGAGAGCUGUCAGGAAAAAGUGAAAAAACCACGAAGGGAUGUCCCCUGGUGGAAUAGUUAUUUCCGUGCUGAUUUGAGCCUUUUCCUGUCCCUGUUUGUAAGUGAAGCUGUUUUAAUCGUUUUCCUGCCAGAGUGCAGCACAACCGUUUUGCAAGUGCGUCAUACAGACACAAACACGGAAGUUCAAACCAAUGGUGAAUAG
Molecule: messenger RNA, 885 nt
Organism: Anastrepha ludens (Mexican fruit fly)
Lineage: Eukaryota; Metazoa; Arthropoda; Insecta; Diptera; Tephritidae
Exons: 3
Coding region: 73-885 (270 amino acids)
Molecular function (GO): catalytic activity
Source: RefSeq, a predicted model, not a curated record